This is a messenger RNA of Mesorhabditis spiculigera, 1350 nucleotides long. Lineage: Eukaryota; Metazoa; Nematoda; Chromadorea; Rhabditida; Rhabditidae. The record is from the annotation of a GenBank genome assembly.
AUGGCCUCUCCAGAAGAGGUCGAGGCCCAGAAGCAGAAGUUGCUAGUAAACCAGGAAAAUCCAAACACCCUGGAAUUCUAUAACGCGCGCUCUCGCGUCUAUCACGAUGAUGAGGAGGAGAAGAUUAUCAAUUGGCAACGGCUAAAAGAACUCAAAGACCAAAAGAAGUGGGGCGUCAUCCGGCAUCCGAUGGUGUUGAAUUAUGUGAAUGAGAGGUUGAUGGAUAUGUCCGGUUGGUACACAUUCCACAUCAUCGCCUACUUCUCCUUCCUUCUCCUUCUCUCCUGGCACGUCUUCUCGAGAUCGUUCUACAAAGACCUCCUCAUCACUGCCUACCUGGCGUUUUUCGUGUUUAUGGUGUUCGUCAAGACCGCCAUGAAGGUCCAGAUCUCCACGGGAGUUUCCAAGUGGUCAGCGGUUGCCCUGUUCUUCAACUUUCUCACCUACCUCGUCACGUUUGCGUACGUUUGGCUGCCCACGCUCUUCAGAUACGAUGAUUAUCACCCGGAAGUUAAGCACGUCGUCCUCUGGUUUCUCCCGAUCGUGGCCAUCAUCUCGGCCUGGGUCAACUUCCUCUACAUUCUGCGCCAAAGCCCCUACGGUAUCUACAUCUUCAUGAUGGUCAGGAUCCUGCGAUCGUUUGGACACAUCGCAACAAUCUGGAUCCCGACGCUCAUCGCGUUUUCCUUCGCCUUCCAUCUAAUCAUGAGGGAUUCUGGAAUCGAGCCUUGGAUCAGUGUGGAGCGGGACACUAACUCGACGAUGGUGCAAAAGCUGUUUGUCGUCCUUCAGGCGAUUACUAAGACGUCGACGAUGAUUAUUGGAGAGGUUGAUGCCAACGACAUCCUCGGCACUCGCCAGUGGAUCCCCUCGAUCCUCGUCCUCGCCUUUGAGAUCAUCACCGUCAUCCUGCUGAUGAACUUAAUGGUGUCGCUGGCAGUUGGGGACGUCAGUGACCUCAGGAACUCCGACCAGGAUAAGCUGCUCAAGAUUAAGGUCAGCUCCGUCAUCGAGGCCCUACAAUUCAGCCAGGUCCUUCCGCAAACCCUUCCGGACAGCUGUAAGGUGGACAGACGUCCAGCUUCAGAACUGAAUGACCAUAAAUACCGCCUGGAGUUCACGAAUCCGCGGAUGCGGGUGCGAAUUCGCAGGGAACUGCUGGCCGGUCGUCACCAGAUGGUUCACUUGGAGGAUUGCCAGAUCGUUUUCAAAGAAGCCACGGAUUCCGGCAUCCCGAACUGGCAGCCAGAAGCCGACGAGGCCAAGCCAAGUCACGAUAGCCGUGAUGGAUGGCAGAGGCGGUACGCAAAAUGGUUGAUCGGACUGGACUGGACCGGAUAUUUGGAUCUC